Molecule: messenger RNA, 2090 nt
Organism: Megalops cyprinoides (Indo-Pacific tarpon)
Lineage: Eukaryota; Metazoa; Chordata; Actinopteri; Elopiformes; Megalopidae
Gene: steap4
Product: STEAP family member 4
Exons: 5
Coding region: 251-1663 (470 amino acids)
Biological process (GO): copper ion import
Cellular component (GO): endosome; plasma membrane
Molecular function (GO): ferric-chelate reductase (NADPH) activity; cupric reductase (NADH) activity
Source: RefSeq, a predicted model, not a curated record
UCCUAGGUCAGACAGGGAAAUAGGACUCCAUCCAGUUGGCUCUCAGAGGCUUCUGGGACAGGCCACAACCACACUCCAGUACAAACAGGAAAGCAGGAGCAGAACUCUCUCAGUAACUCAACAGACAGACCACACAGACACACCACGCUAGGACUGCAGAGGGUGAGGAACCGAGGGAAUCUUUCACCUCACUGGGGCAGUCAAACUCUAGAGGGGAGAAUCUGUUCUUUCUGCAGAGACACACUAAGACAUGAAGAGCAACUCCUUCGCCAUGGGUGACACAGGCAUUCAGCGCAAGCUUGGGACCAUCUGCAUCUUCGGGACGGGUGACUUUGGACGCUCCCUGGGACUGCGGCUGCUGCAAGCUGGGUACGGGGUGGUGUUCGGGAGCCGGAACCCCAAGGACUCCAGCCUCCUGCCCAAGGGGACCCAGGUGCUGAGCCACGCGGAGGCUGCCCAGACCGCCCAGGUCAUUUUUGUCGCUGUGCACCGGGAAAACUACGACUUCCUGGGUCAGAUGGCAGAAGGACUGGCAGGGAAGGUCCUGGUGGAUGUCAGCAACAACCUGAAGAGGAACCAGUACCCAGAGUCCAAUGCGGAGUACCUGAGCACGCUGGUUCCGGCAGCUUCCGUUGUCAAAGCUUUCAACACAGUCUCUGCAUGGGCGCUGCAGUCUGGGGGGCUGGAUGCAAACCGCCAGGUCUUUGUCUGCGGAGACCAGUGUGAGGCAAAGCAAAUGGUGGUGGACAUCGCCCACAGCCUUGGCCUGACGGCCCUGGACAGGGGCUCCCUCCGCGUAGCUGGGGAGAUCGAGGACUACCCCCUGCUGCUUUUCCCCCUGUGGAGGCUCCCAAUGGCCAUCGCCACCGGGCUCACCGCCGCGUUCUUCGUCUACGUCCUCAUCCAGGAUGUCGUCUACAACGCCGUGGUCAACGGGAAGGACAACUCCUUCCGCAUCAUGAUCUCCCUGGCCAACAAGGUCUUCCCGAUUGUCUCGCUUAUCAUGCUGGCGCUCUGCUACCUUCCUGGCGUGAUCGCGGCCUUCCUGCAGCUCUACAACGGCACCAAGUACCGCCGCUUCCCCGACUGGCUGGACAGAUGGAUGCUCUGUCGGAAGCAGCUCGGCCUGGUGGCCCUGGCCUUGGCCUUCCUUCACGUCCUGUACACAUUAAUCAUUCCCAUCAGGUACUAUGUCAGACUGAGGUUGAACGACUGGACCAUCUCCCAGAUUAAACGAAACAAAACGGAAACGCUGGACACCACCAUGGCCUGGCGCACAGACUCCUACUAUUCCAUUGGGGUCCUGGGAUUUGCCUUCUUUGUCCUAUUGGGAAUAACCUCUCUUCCCUCUGUCAGCAAUGCCAUGAACUGGAGGGAAUUCCGAUUCGUACAGUCCAAACUAGGCCACCUGACCCUGCUCCUGUGUACAGCGCACACCUUCCUCUUUGGCUGGGACAAGUUCCUGAGACCCUAUAAGUGGUACAUUCCUCCUGGAUACAUGCUGUCCCUCAUUUUGCCCUGCAUCGUUCUGGUUCUGAAGCUGGUACUCAUCACCCCGUGCGUGGACCGGACUGUGACUCGCAUACGGCAAGGUUGGGAGAGGAAGCCAGCGGGGCAGGCGGGCGUCAACGGCACCACCAGCAGUCAGCCCCUCAUGCUCUAGAACCAUGGGGCCAAUUCCUCCUUUUACUGCCCUCCAACCCAGAUCUACCAGUGCUCUGCCUAACUCUGCCAGCACAUAUUUCUUUUUUACAAAAUCAAUAUCAGGAUCCCAUUGACUCGAACAGGGUCACCACUUAAAGGCAGCAUUCAGUGGUGAGUGCUCGCGCGGGGUUAAAUUUGCUGACGCCUGAUAUGAGCACUUCAAAUGGUUAAAUUUUAAACAGCAAAAUAUGACAAUACCAUCUAACACAUAAAUAAACAUGAAUAAAAAUAAAGUAUUCAAUAAGAAACCUGACCUUUCACAAUAUCCCAAAUAUCUGCAGGGGGUACCACAGUCAGUUUGGAAACUGAAGCAGUGAUUAAAUUUUGCUGCGGUCACAGCUGACCAUGCCUGGAUCAUAAUUUGUACUAUUUCCACUCUUAAUGAU